Rhodamnia argentea is the source of this 1746-nucleotide messenger RNA. RefSeq names its product protein trichome birefringence-like 42. Bases 250 to 1746 code for a protein of 498 amino acids. The transcript has 5 exons. NCBI's taxonomy places the organism in Eukaryota, Viridiplantae, Streptophyta, Magnoliopsida, Myrtales, Myrtaceae. Gene Ontology annotation, molecular function: O-acetyltransferase activity. The record is from RefSeq and is a predicted model, not a curated record. Gene Ontology annotation, cellular component: Golgi apparatus.
UGUCAAGACUAACUUGAUAUGGACGAUUGUUUCUUACCAUGUAGAGAAGAUCAUCCCCUGCUAAAUUUAGGGAACAAAAGGGAAUUCUUUAUGGCAUGUAGUGGCAAUGCUUCCUGAAAAAGAACCCGGCAGAGAAGAUUUCGCGCCAUACAUUGUCAUUCAUUGAGGCAAUAAAGUCAUGUCUGAUUGCUUGUUAUAGGUUGGAGAAUUCCCGGCUCAUAGAAUUUCCCCCCCAAGGCUCUGUCGAAAAUGGCUUCCGGGUUCGGUUCCUGGCAUUGCCUUGUGGCUUUCUUCUUUGUGCUUGGAAUAGGGUCUCUGUCUUGCCGAGCGGCGGCUGCCAGUGGACCGUACAAUGUCAGCCAGCUGAGGAAUUGCAAUCUGUACGAAGGGAGUUGGGUUUAUGAUGAUUCAUACCCCCUCUACGAUGCUUCAAACUGUCCCUUCAUAUCAGAAGGAUUUGACUGCCAGAAGAACGGCAGGCCCGACAAGGAUUACCUUAAGUACAGAUGGAAGCCGACCGGAUGCGACCUUCCGCGGUUUGACGGCCGCGAUUUCCUGGAGAGGCAGAGGGGCAAGAAGAUCAUGUUUGUCGGGGAUUCCUUGAGCAACAACAUGUGGCAGUCGCUAGCGUGCAUGCUUCACUCCGCCGUUCCAGGGUCUAAAUACUUCUUAACAGAAGAAGGGAAGCUUUCGAAUUUUUCUAUCCCGGAAUACGGAAUUUCAGUGAUGUGGUUGAAAAAUGGAUUCCUGGUGGCUUCGGUAGCGGAGAAAAUAGGAAAAGUACUGAAGCUGGACACCAUCAACCAGGGCAACGAAUGGAAAGGCAAUGACAUGUUGAUCUUCAACACAUUCCAUUGGUGGUUACACGAAGGAGAAUCGAGGACAUGGGACUACUUCCGAGUAGGAAACAAGACGGUGAAAGACAUGGACCACAUGGAAGCGUACGGAAUAGCGCUCACAACUUGGGCCAAAUGGGUCGACGCCAAUAUCGAUCCGAUGAAAACUCAAGUCUUCUUCCAAGGAGCUGCUGCCGCCCACUACUUUGGCAAAGACUGGAAUGAACCCGGCGUACGGACCUGCCAAGGACAGACAGAACCAGUGAAGGGUUCGGUCUAUCCAGGCCCGACUCUUCCAGGAGAUGGUAUUGUUGAGAAAGUGUUGAGCAUGAUGGAGAAGCCGGCAAAACUACUUGACCUUACCUUGCUCACACAGCUUCGGAAAGACGGCCAUCCCUCCAUUUUCGCCGGCCAAGGAAAGGCGUUUGACGAUUGCAGUCACUGGUGUCUGGCCGGAGUCCCGGACACUUGGAAUGAGCUCCUCAACGCUGUCCUACUCCAGAUGUAUUCCCUCGUAAUCUUCUCUUUCCUCCAAUCUUACAUAAGAGAUACUCACGGUGAUUUCCCUUUAUUGGAUUUUCCAGAAACCCUGUCCAAACUAAAGGGACGGGCCUGGCUCCCACUCCUCAGCCGGGCGUGGCUUCCGGUCCUCAUCCAGGCCCAGCUUCCAGUCCUCAGCCAGAGGCGGCUCCGGCUUCAAGUCCUCAACCAGUGGCGGGGACACCGCCUUCCAUUUCCAGUCCUCCAGUGCCAGCGCCGGGGACUACUCCACCUUCCAGUGCCAGCCCUCCAGCUCCAGCGCCAGGGGCUCCAGCAUCCAGUCAUGAACCGGAUGCAGCUCCACAAUCCCAUCAUGGACCCAAAUCAGCCGGGCAUGCUGUGUUACCAGCAUACGUCGGACAUGUUUUAG